Molecule: messenger RNA, 2634 nt
Organism: Temnothorax curvispinosus
Lineage: Eukaryota; Metazoa; Arthropoda; Insecta; Hymenoptera; Formicidae
Gene: DCP1
Product: mRNA-decapping enzyme 1A
Exons: 5
Coding region: 556-1953 (465 amino acids)
Biological process (GO): positive regulation of catalytic activity; deadenylation-dependent decapping of nuclear-transcribed mRNA; deadenylation-independent decapping of nuclear-transcribed mRNA
Cellular component (GO): P-body
Molecular function (GO): mRNA binding; enzyme activator activity
Source: RefSeq, a predicted model, not a curated record
UAAGGGAAAAUUCACACGUUGGCAGAAUAGCAACAGCCAAUCGACUUGCAACUUUUCUGUAAGAGCAGACGUUGCGCGUACUUCUUGUGAAUGAAUUCAAGAGAAUCCGAGCCAAUACGAGCCCGAGCCAUGAUACCAUAUAGCCAUAUACCAUACUCCAGAUUCUCUAGAAAUCUAGUAUGGCCGGUAUGGCGUUUAUUGUGAGAGCAGCUGCUUGAAUUAUUUGAAAAUACGACUCACGUGGAGUCUAGCCAGAACUACUCUCUCAAUCUCAACUCUCAACUAGUUGUUGGUUGUUGGCCGUAUGAGUAGACUUUCUCUCCACCCGGUGCCAUUCUAUUUCAAAGAAGAAGAAGAAAAUACGACUCUCUUUCUCCCUCUCUCUCUCUCUCCGUGAUUGGUGGUCAACCAGUGCAGUGGAGCCAGUGGAGGAAAGAGUGAAAGAGGAAGCAUCGCUGAUCGCGCUAACCGCUCCGCUCCGCUCGUAAUUGUCGGAUCCCAAGUCGGGCUAUUUUAUCAUCUUCAUCAUCAUCAUCAUUGUUGUAAUUUGUAAUCAUGACGGACCGAACGGAGCUGAGAAUGAACGUGGCCGCUUUGAAACGAGUUGACCCCUAUGUGAAGGAUAUAUUGGAGACUGCGACUCACGUCGCUCUGUAUACGUUCAACGCGGAUGAAAAUGAAUGGGAAAAGACCGACAUUGAGGGAGCUUUGUUCUUGUACUCGAGAAACGGCGAGCCGUACAACAGUAUUCUCAUAAUGAACAGUGGUUUACUUGAGAGAUUUGCAAAUUAUUUUGAUCCAAGUUUAGUAUCUCAUCUAUUGAAUACAAACAAUCUAGUGGAACCAGUUGCUCCAGGUUUAGAUUUGCAACUACAGGAACCAUUUUUGCUAUACAGAAAUUCUAGAUGCAAUAUCUAUGGUAUUUGGUUUUAUGAAAAAGAAGAGUGCGUACGCAUUGCAAACAUGUUAAAUAAACUUCUGAAAGAAUGUGAAGAGAACCGUAAAAUCAGUAACAAGCCGUUACUUAAGGCUAAAAAGACCUCGGGACCUAACGUAAACAAUGUGGAUAUAUUCAGUAUGCUUAGCAAGGCGCAAGAGGACUUUAACACGAGCAGAGGUAGUAGCGGUGGUGGAUGCGACAGUGGUAACAGGGUAACGGGAUUGAAAUCUCCGUCAGUUAUGCCUAUGAUCGAUAAUAUUUCGGGACCUCUAGCUGCUCCCUUAGGACCUGACGUCACCUCGCAAAGCGUUAUGGACUUCUUUGCUAAAGCCAAGGUGAAUACCGGACAUUUCAAAGCAGGCGACCAACCUACUCCAGGAAGUACGGUUGCGGUCGAGAGUAAACCUUUACUCGCACGUUUAAUGUCUCAUCCAGCGGCGCAUACUUUAGAACAUAUUGAGAAACAACAAAGAUCUGUAACGCCGCAACCGUCUCACCAGUCGCACGCGACAACGAUUCCAUCCGCAAACAAGUCUAAAAGACGAAACAAAGCGACUCCACAGCAGGACGCGGCGCCAAUUUCUCAAGAUUUGCCGCUACCUGUCACUCAGAACAUCAAUGAUUCAAAUGGGUCGAUUGGAUUUCUCAGGAUACAGUCGCCGACCACGGUAACGUCUUCUACUUUAAGAAAUCAUCAAGCUUCAAACGUUACCAAUUCCAAUAACGCCAACCCACUUGCAUCAUUACUUGCUCAUGCCUCUGGAAGUACGUCAUCGGACGAUAUUAUCCCGGCGGCACCUACGUUGUCAGGAAGAGGCUCGGCGCCGGCGUUAAUACCACCUGUGAUGUUCGCCGCUCCCAGCCCACCUGAACCCGUUAGAACCCGACCGUUGGAACCGCUAACGAAGACUCAGCUUUUACAAGCGUUCACUUACUUGUUGAAAAGCGACCCGGAUUUCAUCCAAAAAAUUCACGAGGCCUACGUCAAAUCGUUGGGAGAAAUACUUUCUUAAAUUCACUCAAUAUUAUUGUACUAAUUACAAAAAUACCCGUCAUAUGGGUUAUGACUGAUGAAAGGAUUAAGCUAAAUCUCGAUAUUCCUACUUGAUGUGCAUGUACAUACAUAAACGAUAUGUAAUGCCCGCUAUUCAAUUGAGAAGAUGAGACCCGGUUCUUUUAAAGAAAAAGAAAAAUUUUCUUUUUUGGCCGAAGAUUAGAAAACAGAUAUAAGAUAAUGGAAUGGGAUACAAUAUAAUAUACAAUAAUAUAAUACCUUGAGCAGUAUUUUUAUAAAGUAAUGCACUUUCUUUCGGGACAAAGUAAAGAGGAGAGUAGCAGAUAGUCAUAACCAGAUAUGGUAUGAAUGGAAAAAUUUGUGAACAUAUUGAAUGCUAUACAUAAUAGAAUUGAACGGUUUUUAAACUGUGAUGCCAAAACGUUUAUAUUACAAUAUAUGCGCGUUUUAUGAUUGAAAUUUCAAUGCAACAUGAAAUUGUUUUUUGAGCUGGCCAAACGGAAUACCUAUUUUAUAGAGUAAUGACGUAUCCUUCCUAUAUACCGGAUACCGAUAUGGUAUGUGUAUGUUGUCGAUGAAAAUGAACAAGUAAAUACAGACGCAAUGAACAAAAAUGCAGACGCAAUAAACAUAAAUACAGACGCAGUGAAAAGACAUUUAAUAUAUAUUACUCAAAGUC